AUGAACCCGACCAACUUUGAGCUGGCUGAAGGGUUGAUCUCUUCGCGAUACAUCAAGCAGGCCCUUGAGGCUAGAAACAAGAGGGACAACCUGGUGAAGUCCCUGCUUUCACAGCGAAGAAUGCCAGAGGACGGGUGGGAUGAUCAGCAGAUCGUGUUCUUCCUGCAGAACCUCUCAGCCAUGGACUCCAAUAACUUCGUAGACAACAUCGGCGUGGGAGAGCGUGAAGGCCGAAUCUUUAACCGACUCGUGUCGGAAAGAUACUACGGCAUGAGCCACGGGGUGGGGAGGAGCGGCGACCUCACUGCCGAACAACCGAAGGCGGCAGGUUCCUCUCUGCUGGGCAAGCUCGCCAAUCUCAUGGUCAUGGAUGCUCUAAAGAUAGCGGGCAUGCACAACGUGAGCUCCUGCGCCGUCCUGCCUGUUGCAACCGGUAUGGCCAUUACCUUGUCUCUCAUGGGAAUCUCUUCAGCCCGUCCUGGAGCGAAGAAAGUGAUCUGGCCGCGGGUGGAUCAGAAGACUUGCCUCAAGUCUCUCCUAGCCAUGGGCCUGACCCCCAUCAUCAUCGAGAACAUGCUGGAAGGCGACGAAGUGGUGGCUGACAUGAAUGCCAUCGAGCAGGCCAUCAUCGAGCAUGGACCCGACAACAUCCUGACUGUGAUUGCCACGACCUCUUGCUUUGCUCCGCGUCGUCCAGAGAGGAUUGUUGCCAUCGCCGAGCUGUGCAAGAAGCAUGAGGUGCCUCUGCUUGUCAACAACGCGUACGGAUGUCAGAGUCGAGUCAACAUGAAGAGCAUCGCGUCAGCAUGUCAGCGAGGACGAAUCGAUGGAAUAGUGCAGAGCACAGACAAAAACUUCAUGGUACCGGUGGGAGGAGCUAUCCUCGCGACGGUGAACAGAAACGACGACCUCGUGAAGGCAGUUGCCUCUCUCUAUCCCGGGAGAGCUUCUUGCUCUGCCGUCCAAGACCUCUUCAUCACGCUCUUGUCCAUGGGACGCAGGGGAUACCAGAAGCUCUUGGAGGAAAGGGAGGAGAUGCUCGCGUACAUGUUCUCGAAGGUCGGAGAAGUUGCGCAGCAGCAUGGUGAGAGGAUGUUGAACACUUCUGGCAACGGAAUUUCGCUCGCCAUGACGCUUGACUCCUAUGUCGCCAUGGUGGGGAAACCAGGCGUGAGUCAGCUUGGCAGCAUGCUAUUUGCGAGGUCAUGCUCAGGUACACGGGUGGUGACGUGCGUGAAAGAAGAACGAGUCGGGGGGAUAGCGUUUCAAGGGUACGGCGCGCACAUGAGCAACUAUCCUUGCGCUUACCUCUCCUUCGCGUGCGCGAUUGGCAUCCAAAAGGAGGAGGUCGACCUGUUUGCAGAGCGUCUUGGCAAAACUCUAAAGGAGUUCCGUAAGAAAUGCGAGAAGAAAGAGGGAGGAAAGGAGGAGAAGCAGGAGUGA
This is a messenger RNA of Guillardia theta CCMP2712, 1443 nucleotides long. RefSeq lists its product as hypothetical. Gene Ontology annotation, biological process: conversion of seryl-tRNAsec to selenocys-tRNAsec; selenocysteine incorporation. Gene Ontology annotation, molecular function: O-phosphoseryl-tRNA(Sec) selenium transferase activity; tRNA binding. NCBI's taxonomy places the organism in Eukaryota, Cryptophyceae, Pyrenomonadales, Geminigeraceae. The transcript has a single exon. The record is from RefSeq and is a predicted model, not a curated record. Bases 1 to 1443 code for a protein of 480 amino acids.